GGAAGAGAAACUCAGGUGGCUUUUUGCCUUGCCGUCGAAGCUGGCUCUUCAAGAAAUUCCAUGUAUGAUGCCCAGCCACCCCGCCCAACAUCUCCCCUCCGUCUCCCAACCAAGCAGAGCGGCGUCCUCUGAAGAGCUUUAGCCUUCCACGUUUUGAUCCGGUGCUGUUAAACCAACCCCCAAACGGGUGCGCAUAUCGGCGCUCUGUCACCGCUUCUCAAUCCCCGCGACCUGACUUCUGCCCCUCCCUCCGAUUUGCGCCGCGCCGCUCAAGUCACAAUGUCACAACCGGGAUCCGACGAGGAAGGGAAGAGGAAGCGGGACAAAGUGGGAGAGUUCCUGAAGAAGAAUAUCACGAAAGGCGAGCUCGCGGUUAAGCAUGCCAUCGGCCUGGGCGCUAAGCCUAAUGUCAUCCCCGUGACGCAACCUAUCCUCGACGGCCCGCCUCGUGUGGUCGAGGUCGGUUGGCACCCCGUCGGGGGGCUCGCCGGCAAGUGGUUCGCCGAGGAGACCGGCCUGGGCAAGAUGAUCACGGAGAAGAUCAACAAAUACCCCGAUCCCACGCAGCACUGGGCCGUACUCGUCGGCGACUUCGCGCAUCAGUUAUGGAUGGACGAGAAUUUCCACGUUAUCUACACUAAUGAGCGGUAUAAGCGCGAUGAAUGGAGGACAUUCACGGUGGGCGAGACGCGCUUCAACGAUGAUGCAAUCCGUCGAGCGGGCGAGUACGUGAUCCAAAGCAUCAGAUCUCGACACCCGGUAUACAAUCUUAUCAGCAACAACUGCCAGACCUACGUCUUGGAGCUCCUAGACGCAGUCAAAGUCGACGGGCAAAAGGAUUUCGGCACCACCCUCGCCGUCUAUGAGAGACUGUUCAGUUCCGGAAAAGUCAUCGAUCUCUUCAAUGGGGAACAGAGGCCAGAGCAACAACAGCAGCAUCUGCUGGAAGCGCCUCCGCUGCAGUAUCCCCCGCUCCCACCGUCGCCCGCUUCGCCGCAAGGCGGAGCCGCAUCGCCGCAGUACCAAUACAGCCUCCCCCCGGCGCCACCGCCGCCGCCGCCGCCGCCGCCGCCUCGCCCAUCUAGUGAUCCGCUUGCUCACCGCCCGGGUACGGUUUCGCACGCACAAAAAGUCAUGAACGACAACACCACACAGCUAGAUACACAGGAGGAGGCGAGCAAGCCGAGGGGUUUCAAUAUGGGGACCAAGCAGAUCAAGGAGGCCAAGCGUGGAUUCCUUUCACGAUUCUCACGGAAGGGAUCAUCCAAUUGAGCGCUGUCGGGCCGCUAUUGCGCGCUAUGCCGUCAGAUUCAUCUCUCGAUUGUAUCGCGGUUCUUGGUUUUUUUUUCUUCUUCUCCCAUAUACCCUUUUACGACCUUUUUCAUGGAAUGACAGACGACAAGGGGAACGAUGGAUAGAGAUUCAUCCGGGGACGGCGUUUAGAGGGGCUGGUUGGCGUUAGCUAGCCUGGAGCAGUAGUCACCAUUGUACAUGGUGCAUUUUAGGUAAUGGCAGAGAUCAAUAUUCUUUGACGCGUGAUUCUAGACCAUCGCUUUUCGAG
Colletotrichum navitas is the source of this 1561-nucleotide messenger RNA. RefSeq lists its product as uncharacterized. The record is from RefSeq and is a predicted model, not a curated record. The transcript is spliced from 4 exons. NCBI's taxonomy places the organism in Eukaryota, Fungi, Ascomycota, Sordariomycetes, Glomerellales, Glomerellaceae. Bases 280 to 1272 code for a protein of 330 amino acids.